UAAAUGAAUGCGGCGAGAUGGCUCCGUUCACUUCAGUCUUCAUUGUUCAUUAUGUAGACACAAUAUUUGACUAUAUUUUAAUAUCUGGUUUGGGCGUGAUCAACGAUCAAAACCUGGAUUAGCAAAGUAGGCGUGAAUUCUUAGAACAGCGGUUGAGGCAGAGGAUGUUUAUGCGGCGCUAGGACCCAGGGGACGUGUUCUCGUUCCCACAAGACACAAUGCAAUUUGCAUGCGUUUGUUCUGCAAGGCAAACAUUGGUGUAUGAGUGAAACCUAAACCCCCGGAAGAUCGAGGAACAGACUCUCAGACACGCUUAUUGGUGUAGUAUCACUAUCGUGAUGGGAAGCUUCCAGUCUUUGCCGGAUGACCAUCAAUAUCGAACCCUGUCACUGAAGACAGGCUUUUCACUGGAGCAGAUUGCAAUUCUCCACAAUCGUUUUAAGCAGCUCAGCCAAAAUGAGGAAACAUUACGGAGAGAUGACCUUAAAACAAUUCAAGAUCUGGAAAGCAACCCAAUUCGGUACCAGAUUAUAGAAGCUUUCUUCGAUAGAAGGAACUUCCAGAAAGAUGGUGUGGGAUCUGUGGAAGAAAUUGGUUUUGAGGAAUUCCUUACCGUCAUGUCGUACUUCAGAGCACCAGCCCAUCAUAUCACAGAGGAACAGAGAGAAGAAAUAAGAAGAGCCAAACUGCGCUUCCUGUUCAACAUGCAUGACACAGACAAUGAUGGAACCAUAACACUGGAGGAAUACAGACAUGUUGUAGAGGAGUUGUUGUCCCGUAGUGGAGCUCUUGGAAGAGAGACAGCUAAGGGCAUUGCAGAUGCAGCAAUGCUGGAGGUUGCCAGUAUCUCAGUAGGUCCCAUGGCACCCGAUGAGUUCUAUGAAGGAAUAACAUUUGAGCAUUUUUUGAAGAUUCUUAAAGGAAUUGAAAUUGAGACGAGAAUGCACAUUCGCUUCUUAAACAUGGACACAGCUGUUUUUUGCAAGCAGCAUUCUGUCUAGGUACUGCCUGUAAUGUAUAUUUUCCGGUAAAAUAAGCACUUUAUUAGAUGAGGCUGGUUUAGAAUAGUUUGGUUAGAUCUCUAGUUCUAUGAACUAUUUGUAGGAUGUGGAGAGUGUGUAUUUUACAAAGGUUGAAAAGCAAUAAGAAAAGUGUGUAUUGAUAUUUGAAACUCCAUGCUUUGCAUGCACAUAUUACAUAAUUAUGGUACAAUAAAAAUAAAACUAUGCAGGCAUGUUAA
Messenger RNA from Cyprinus carpio (common carp), 1240 nucleotides. Its product is annotated as calcineurin B homologous protein 3-like. Gene Ontology annotation, molecular function: calcium ion binding. NCBI's taxonomy places the organism in Eukaryota, Metazoa, Chordata, Actinopteri, Cypriniformes, Cyprinidae. The record is from RefSeq and is a predicted model, not a curated record.